This is a messenger RNA of Kazachstania africana CBS 2517, 1845 nucleotides long. It is a transcript of the gene CEF1, whose product is annotated as Cef1p. NCBI's taxonomy places the organism in Eukaryota, Fungi, Ascomycota, Saccharomycetes, Saccharomycetales, Saccharomycetaceae. Gene Ontology annotation, biological process: mRNA splicing, via spliceosome. The record is from RefSeq and is a predicted model, not a curated record. The transcript has a single exon. Gene Ontology annotation, cellular component: Prp19 complex; spliceosomal complex. Bases 1 to 1845 code for a protein of 614 amino acids.
AUGGCACCUGUUCCAGUGUAUGUGAAAGGUGGUGUCUGGUCUAAUGUGGAAGAUCAAAUUCUGAAAGCAGCUAUUCAAAAAUAUGGGACUCAUCAGUGGAGUAAGAUUGCAUCGUUGCUCCAUAAGAAAUCUGCCAGACAGUGUGAAAUACGUUGGAAUGAAUUUUUGAAUCCACAGUUAAAUUUCAGUGAGUUUAGUAAGGAAGAUGAUUCUAGAUUAUUGGACUUGGCAAGAAAGCUACCUAACCAAUGGCGAACAAUCAGUGGUAUUAUGGGGAGAACAGCACAGGUCUGUAUCAACAGAUACAACAGGUUGCUUUCUUCAGAGGAAGCGAUAACCGAUAAUGAAGCAGUUUUAGGAUCAUCGUUAGAGUACAAAGUGGGUGAUCUUAAUCCUAAUGUUGAUACCCAAGCGGCGUUGCCCGAUAAAGAUGAAUUGGAAGAUGAUGAACGUGAGAUGCUAGCGGAAGCAAAAGCUCGUCUUUUAAACACUCAAGGUAAAAAGGCUUCUAGGAAAGUAAGAGAGAGAAUGUUAGAAGAAUCGAAAAGAAUUGCACAGCUACAGAAGAGACGUGAAUUGAAACAAGCUGGCAUUAGCACCAAAAUAAAAAGGGCAAACAAAAAAUAUACGGAUGAAAUCGAUUAUAAUGAAGAUAUCAUAUACGAACAAGUUCCUUUACAUGGAAUUUAUGAUACAAAGGAGGAAGAUGAAAGAACGCAAAAUGAGUUGGAUGAGUUUCAUGCUCUAGUAAGGAAAAGAGGGUUACAUGAGAAAGACCAAAGGAGAGAAACUGUUAGAUUGCCUGAAAAGAAGGGAAAAUAUCAGGGUAAGAAAAGGAAUAGGGAAGAGGCUGAGGUGGGUGAUACUAUUCAGAGAGGUGGUAAAUCAGUGGAGUACGACACCUUCAGAGUAGCUUCUGGCUUCAAACUUAGUGCGCCGGGUUCAACUACCGAAAAUACUUUAGGUAAUGAGAAAGAUAUUUCUAGUAAAAGAAGGAAGCUCUUAGAAACUAGAAAUGUCGGUACCUUGUUACAUAAGGAUAAAUUAACUAGUCUUUCCCAUAAUGUCGAACAAGAAAUUGAGCAAAAUAAUGAACAAUUUCUAGAAGCAGUGAAAAGAAGACAGUUAGCGCAGCUCUUUGUAACAUUACCACCGCCCAAAAACGACUUCGAGAUAUUACUAGAGGACGAAGAAGAGGAGAAUGCUAGUGACAUUGAAAACGGUGAGAUUAAAGAAAAGGAAGAAGCAAACAAAACGGAUAAGUACAUUGAAAGUGGCGAAGAAGUCGAUCUCUUGGAGAGUCAAAUUUCAGAGGAGAAAUCUCUUAAAAAACUGCGUACUCUAAAUCUAGAAUCAUUGAAUAUGAAUGAAUUACCCACACCUGACUUUAUCGAAAAUCCAAACACAUUAUUCGAAGAGACAUACAAUGAGUUACUGUCUAAUGGCAUAACAGGUGUUGCGUAUGAGGUUUCAGAUGAUGUGUUAAGUUGCUACGAUGCUGUGGAUAAAGCCCUGAAUACAAUCACGGUUCCGAUAAGUACAGAAACAAACAGCGCCAUUGUUGAACUGCCCUCAAGAGCAGUUUUAGGAUCCUCAAUUACUUCACAGAAGCUAAGAGUGCAAUCUUUACAGAAAGAAUUGAAUUUCGUAAAGCCAUUGAAAGAACAAAAUGCAUUGUUUUCUGAACAACUUUGCGGCAACAGCAUACCUCAACUUUCUAGUUUGGUAUCAAAAUAUUACAUUGAUUACAAGAUAUACCAAAAUGAGUUAUAUGGCCUGAAACUCAGAAAAGCUAACCUACAAGAGCAACUAAAGCUUAUCACAAACAAUUUGGAUACACGUUAG